AUGGAGCCCGCCAAGAUUCCCGUCGAACCGCCCAAGAAGCGCCGCAUCGGCGUGCUCACCUCCGGUGGUGAUGCUCCGGGCAUGAACGGCGCCGUUCGCGCCGUGGUCCGCAUGGCCAUUCACAGCGACUGCGAGGCCUACGCCGUCUUCGAAGGAUACGAGGGGCUGGUAAACGGCGGCAAUAUGAUCCGCCAGCUGCACUGGGAGGACGUUCGCGGCUGGCUGUCGCGCGGAGGUACCUUGAUCGGCUCUGCUCGCUGCAUGACCUUCCGAGAGCGUGCUGGCCGCAUGAAGGCUGCGAAGAACAUGGUUCUGCGCGGCAUCGAUGCACUGGUUGUCUGCGGUGGUGACGGAAGUUUGACCGGUGCCGAUGUCUUCCGCGCCGAGUGGCCCUCGUUGCUGUCGGACCUCGUUGCGGCCGGCGAAUUGACCCGGGAGCAGGUCGAGCCCUACAAGGUGUUGAACAUCGUGGGACUGGUCGGUUCCAUCGACAACGACAUGUCCGGCACCGACGCCACUAUCGGCUGCUACUCAUCCUUGACCCGCAUUUGCGACGCAGUUGACGACGUUUUCGACACUGCAUUUUCACACCAACGAGGCUUCGUUAUAGAAGUCAUGGGUCGUCACUGUGGCUGGCUGGCCUUGAUGUCCGCCAUCAGCACCGGCGCCGACUGGCUGUUUAUUCCCGAAAUGCCUCCGCAGGACGGCUGGGAGGAUGAAAUGUGCUCCAUGAUCACCAAGAACCGCAAAGACCGAGGCAAGCGCCGUACGAUCGUGAUUGUCGCCGAGGGAGCGCAGGACCGCCAUCUCAACAAGAUUUCGAGCUCAAAGAUCAAGGAUAUCCUGACAGACCGGCUGGGACUCGACACUCGGACCACCGUUCUCGGUCACACCCAGCGAGGUGGUGCCGCAUGCGCCUAUGAUCGUUGGCUGUCGACUCUACAGGGCGUCGAGGCCGUUAAGGCCAUUUUGGAGCAGACACCUCAGUCCCCAGUCCCUGUCAUCACCAUCCGCGAGAACAAGAUCAUGCGCACCCCUCUGAUGGAAGCAGUGCAACUUACCAAGGAUGUCACUGAGAAAAUCCAGAGCAAGCAGUUCGACGCCGCAAUGGACAUGCGGGACGCCGAGUUUAAGGAAUACUACGACGCCUAUCUCAACACUGCAACCCCGGAUCACCCCAGGUUGCAUCUCCCGGAGGGCAAGAGAAUGCGGAUUGCCAUCAUUCACGUCGGUGCGCCCGCCGGUGGUAUGAACCCAGCCACACGGGCUGCUGUGGCCUACUGCUUGACCCGCGGCCACACCCCAAUUGCAAUUCACAACGGUUUCCCCGGCCUCGUCCGACACCACAAUGACAAGCCGGUCAGCUCGGUCCGGGAGGUCCGCUGGCUCGAGUCCGAUAGCUGGGUCAACGAGGGUGGUUCGGAUAUCGGAACCAACCGUAGCUUGCCUUCCGAUGACAUGGACGGUGUGGCCAAGUGCUUCGACCUCUACAAGUUCGAUGCCCUCUUCGUGGUCGGUGGAUUCGAGGCUUUCACUGCUGUCAGCCAACUGCGCCAAGCUCGCGAGAAGUACGACGCCUUCAAGAUCCCCCUCAUCGUCCUCCCGGCCACCAUUUCCAACAACGUUCCCGGCACCGAGUACUCCCUUGGUAGUGACACUUGCUUGAACACCUUGAUCGAUUUCUGUGAUGCCAUCCGCCAGUCCGCCUCUUCGUCUCGUCGCCGUGUCUUCGUCAUCGAGACCCAGGGUGGCAAGUCUGGUUACAUUGCGACCACGGCCGGCUUGGCCGUUGGUGCUGUGGCGGUGUACAUUCCCGAGGAGGGUAUUGACAUCAAGAUGCUGUCUCGCGAUAUUGAUUUCCUGCGCGACAACUUUGUCCGUGAUAAGGGUGCUAACCGUGCCGGCAAGAUCAUUCUGCGCAACGAAUGUGCUUCCGGCACUUACACGACCCAGGUGGUCGCUGACAUGAUCAAGGAGGAGGCCAAGGGCCGCUUCGAGUCGCGUGCUGCGGUCCCCGGUCACUUCCAGCAGGGUGGCAAGCCGUCCCCUAUGGAUCGUGUCCGCGCUCUUCGCAUGGCCAUCAAAUGCAUGCGCCACAUCGAAUCCUACACCGGCCAAAGUCGCGACGCCAUUGCGAACGAUCCUUUGUCGAGUGCCGUGAUCGGUGUUAAGGGCUCCCAGGUUCUAUUCUCGCCGAUGGGCGGCGACUCGGGCUUGGAAGAGACCGAGACUGAUUGGACUCGCCGUCGGCCCAAGUCCGAAUUCUGGCUGGAGCUGCAGGACGUCGUCAACACUCUUUCCGGCCGUUCGGCCUCCCGCACCCAAGAGGGCUGGUUUUGCUACGAGAAUCCCUCUUCGAUCCAGUCCAUCCCGUCGGUCCCCAACUCGCCUUGA
Penicillium cinerascens is the source of this 2394-nucleotide messenger RNA. RefSeq names its product ATP-dependent 6-phosphofructokinase. The record is from RefSeq and is a predicted model, not a curated record. The transcript has 4 exons. Lineage: Eukaryota; Fungi; Ascomycota; Eurotiomycetes; Eurotiales; Aspergillaceae. Gene Ontology annotation, molecular function: monosaccharide binding; identical protein binding; AMP binding. Gene Ontology annotation, biological process: fructose 1,6-bisphosphate metabolic process; fructose 6-phosphate metabolic process; canonical glycolysis. Gene Ontology annotation, cellular component: cytoplasm; mitochondrion; 6-phosphofructokinase complex. Bases 1 to 2394 code for a protein of 797 amino acids.